AUGUUACAAAAAACGUUAUAUUUUCUCAUUAUUCCUUUAUUUUUAGUCAUAAUCUACAAUGUUACAGAAUUUAACAUUUGCUUUGGCCUUCAUUUGACUUCAUUGAUAUCUCAGAAUGGAAUUCACGGAGAAAUAACAUUUUAUCAAGAUCCUUUUAGCGAUGGUAAAAUAAUAGGAAAAUCUAUUUAUGUCACUGUUAAUCUAUUUCACAAACACAUUCUGGCAGAAAAUGAAACAUGGACUUGGUAUAUAGCUGAAUAUCCAGUUGAUUAUUCUUUGGAAGUUAAAAGCAGAUGUGACAGAAGUGCAAUUGGAGAUCUUAAAAUUGACUUGGGUAAUUUAUUUGGGCCUAUUACAUUUUUUGUGGAGUUAAACCAAACAUAUUUUGAAUUCGAAACUGGAAAUGAAACUUUUUCAUUAGUUGGGGAAAAUGGUAUUUGGGGUCAUUCAUUAGUUUUAUUAAGCCCAUCAGGUUUGAAAGCCUGUGGUACCAUAUCUGUUACAGAUGAAUAUGAGGAAAGAGUAGCUGAAGCAAAAUUUCACUUUCCUGUAUCUGGUUCCAUUUACUUUCGAUGGGCUGGAAGUUAUAAACAUAAUGUUUCAGAUAAUGUUAUAUUCAGCAAUUUAAUACAUGUGACCAAUCACACAACUUCAAAACAUGGAUGGAAAAUAUUUGUUACAGAUAUUUUAGAUUCUGAAGCUGCGCGUGAAAAAUGUGAUUUUUUGCAAAUUGUCUUAAAUCUUGACGAAUCAAAUACAGCAAUCGGCGAUCUUACAUCUAGACUAGGAGAAGUUACAGUGGUGGACAUCAAAGAGCAAUUUUCUAAAACUUCAAAAUCCAUUUUUAGAGAUCAAGAAUUGUCAUCUCUUCCAGCAGAUUUAAUUGGUGGAAGUAGAAGUUUAUACCUUGUUCUUUUUGAUGAUCGUCACAAGGAUAGUUUUCUUGCAUGUUCCAAAAUUCGCUAUCACAAGCCUGUAAUUGUAAAGGCUUUAAUUCAAUCAAAAGGUAUUGAGGGAACUGUAACAAUAUCUCAAAGAACAAAAUUGGAUCCUACUUGGUUGUUUUUCAAUAUUUCUUCCCUUUCAAAUAAAAAUAUAUUCUUCAGUGGUUAUCAGAUUAAUGAAUAUCCAGUAGAUUUAUCUGAUAAAUCAUCUGCCAAUGAUUGCUCACAAACAGGAAAUCUUUUUAAUCCUACUUCUGCAGAUAAAGUAGAUGGUUCUCUAGAUGUUUACGCUAUCGGUGAUCUAAGUGGCAAACAUGGAAGUCUGGAUAAAUUCGGCUCAGUUAUUUCAAAAUGGGAUAUUAAUUUACCCCUUUUUGGACGUAAUAGUAUUGUUCAUCGAUCAUUAGUACUGUACAGAAAUGUUGAAAAUGAUACUUUGGCAUGGGUGUGUGCGAACUUAAUGAAAUACACAUCUGGUGGAAAUAAUGCAAUAGCUGUACCUAUGUCUUCAGCUUCUGUAAUAUUUAGAUAUCCCAUAGUGGGUUCAAUAAUUUUUCGUCAACCCAAAAAUCAACCGUGGACAGACACUACAAUCAUCGUGGAAUACUUGAUACACGCGGAUGGAAUUAAUGUGAAUGACACGUUCGAACAUAGAUGGAGUGUUAAUGAUCAUCCUCCUGGAAAAGACUUUUAUAACUGGACUAAAAGGUGUUUAAGUUCUGGCGAAAUAUUUAAUCCUUACAAAGUUGAAGAGUCUUCGUGUUCACCUAAUAAUUUAUUUGCUUGUCGCUUGGGAGAUAUGUCUGGAAAACAAGGGUUUUUUAACAUAGCUGGAGGAAAGAAAACAUCGAAAAAAAUAUCCCGCAAAGUUUUUACUGAUGUAAACCUUCCUUUGGGUGGAAGUAGUAGCAUAAUCGGACGAUCAUUAGUUAUUUAUGAUGACCACGGUCCUGUAGCCAGGGGAGAUAGAUUAGCUUGUUCAAAAAUUAUACCAAUAUACAGAAGGAAAGCUGUGGUUAAGUCUUGGCACGGUAAUGGGGAACCUUCGCCGGUGUCAGGAAAAUUUGAAUUUCUUCAACAAACAAAAUAUGACAUCACUAACAUUGAUGUUUCAGUCGAGGGAUUGGUAUCGGCAAAGGGUUAUCAUAUACACAUAGCACCAGUUCAAGAGGAACUUGAAUUUCCUUGUGAAGGUUCAACUGUGUACGGGCACUUUAAUCCACGUCUAGUAAAUCCAAACGCAUCUCCAAAGCAUGGGACUCCAGAUGAAUAUGAAGUUGGUGAUUUAAGUGGUAAAUUUGAAAGUUUUGAAAAUAAAACCACUGUAAUAGCACAUUACAAUGAUUCAUCCAUGACACUGUUUGGCUCUGAGAGUAUUUUGGGAAGAAGUAUUGUUAUACACAAGGAAUUAAAAAAUAGAAGAUGGGUCUGCGCAUCUAUUGAAAGGGGAUAUUCGCCUUCUGAAGCUAGGGAAUUAAGAGCCAUAGCUUCGUUUCAUCAUCCUAAUGGAUUUGCUUACGGCUACAUUCGAAUAACCCAACUUAUAUAUAAAGAUGGAGCCAAAAGUGAUUCUGUAAUCGAAGUAAAUUUGCGUCAUCCUGGAAAACAAGAUAAAAAUUAUACGAUAAAUCAUAAUUGGGCUAUUUAUGUGAAUCCCGUAAGUGUAGACGCAUCCGUCAAGGUUUUAAAUACCCGUUGUACAGCAGGAGGAUAUGUUUGGAAUCCUUAUUUUACUCAACUAGCCGAUCCACUUAACGAAGAACUUUAUAAAAAAGAAUGCGGACCAGAUAAUCCCUUUAGAUGUUAUUUGGGUGAUAUUUCGGCGCGUUUGGGCACGAUUAACCUCGGAGGGAAAAGACAAAUCUUUUCAGAUUUAAACGUUCCAUUAGAGGGAGACAUAUCUGUUAUGGGGAGAUCUAUAGUUAUUUUCACACCGAAUCGAGGAGGUGAUCGUUUUGCGUGUGCCAAUAUCGAACCGGAUAAGGAUAUUAUUAAAUACGUAAAUAUACGGAAAACACCAAGAUUUGUGGCAGCUGCAUUUUUGGACGAAGUUCGAGAAAUAAUGGGAGUUCCAGAGUGGUUUGUAACCAUUGAUGCUAGAAAAACCAAACUUUUAUAUAAUGGAAAUUGUAUUCAGUUUUUAAUGCAUUUUAAAGGACCAGCAGCAAAUAAAUUAGAAAAAGAUUUUAGUAUAUUGAUGGCCAAUGGUAAAUUAUAUUCUCCGAGCCUCUACAUUCCCGGAUAUAAUCCCAGCUCAACUAGAAAAACCACACUGACUCACGGACCUUGUGGAUCAGAAGAUCCUCAAGAAAAAAAACUUAAAAACAAAUAUUUUUCUAAAAAUUAUGGUGAAAAAAUUUAUUUUAAUUCUUUUUGUUUAUACGGCACUUUAUUUUUUUUAUUUUACUUUAAAUAA
Messenger RNA from Pediculus humanus corporis (human body louse), 3360 nucleotides. RefSeq lists its product as uncharacterized. The transcript is spliced from 14 exons. Gene Ontology annotation, biological process: superoxide metabolic process. Bases 1 to 3360 code for a protein of 1119 amino acids. The record is from RefSeq and is a predicted model, not a curated record. Lineage: Eukaryota; Metazoa; Arthropoda; Insecta; Psocodea; Pediculidae. Gene Ontology annotation, molecular function: metal ion binding.